This is a messenger RNA of Coffea arabica (coffee), 4329 nucleotides long. RefSeq names its product protein HASTY 1. The record is from RefSeq and is a predicted model, not a curated record. Gene Ontology annotation, molecular function: RNA binding; nuclear export signal receptor activity. Lineage: Eukaryota; Viridiplantae; Streptophyta; Magnoliopsida; Gentianales; Rubiaceae. Gene Ontology annotation, biological process: RNA export from nucleus; protein export from nucleus. Gene Ontology annotation, cellular component: cytoplasm; RNA nuclear export complex; nucleus.
UUCCACUUUCUCUCCCACUCAGCACCACCGCCACUCUUCCACUUUUCCGCAACGAGUCCAAUAAAAGGGACCAAAAACACUCGCAAAGAAGUAAAGAAAGCCCACAAUUUCACCACCCUUUACACCAGCAUCACUUUCCUACACAUUAAUCCUACAAACUGCCUCUGAUUAAUUGGUUUUUUCAUCUCUCCAAUAUACGCAGAAACAAAACUUCAACAGCUUGUGGUUCUAUUUUAUAGCAUCAAAAAGCAAGAAAAAGCUGGUACAGAAAGCUAUAAGUUGAGUGGAAAUUUGAUUGUCUUGAUUCUGUCUCACUCUGUCUUCUUGGUGAGGAUUUUGGAAGUUGGUAGAGUUGGUUUGGAGUGAUAAAGAUGGAGGACAGUGGAAUGGUAAACAAUGUUGCUGCAGCUUUAGCCGCAGCCCUGGACUGGAGGUCCUCUGGGGAUGCUCGGAAAGCUGCCUAUUCCUACUUAGAAUCUGUAAAAGCAGGCGAUAUACGUCAUUUAGCAAAUGCAUCAUUUACUCUAGUUAAGAAGGACUGGUCUUCUGAAAUUCGGCUGCAGGCUUUUAAAAUGCUCCAGCAUUUGGUGCGAUUACGUUGGGAUGAACUCAAUCCUACAGAAAAAAGGAACUUUGCUAAAAUGGCAGUUGAUUUGAUGUCUGAAAUGGCAAAUCCUUCUGAAGAGUGGGCCUUGAAGAGUCAGACUGCUGCUCUUGUUGCUGAGGUAGUCAGGAGAGAAGGAGUGAGUCUUUGGCAGGAGCUUCUUCCAUCUUUAAUUUCUCUGUCCAAUCAGGGUCCUACCCAAGCAGAGAUAGUGUCAAUGAUGCUAAGGUGGCUUCCUGAAGAUGUAAUGGUUCAUAAUGAAGAUUUGGAAGGUGAUAGGCGUAGGCUGUUAUUACGUGGGCUUACCGAGUCCUUGCCCGACAUAUUACCUCUAUUGUACAGCUUACUGGAGAGGCAUUUUGGUGCUGCACUGGCUGAAGCAAGCAGGCAGCAGUCGGACAUUGUGAAACAGCAUGCAGCAACUGUAACAGCUACUCUAAAUGCUGUUAAUGCAUAUGCUGACUGUGGUUUUUUACUCUCUUCUCCUGACUUUCGUCUUCAUGCAUGCGAGUUUUUCAAGUUUGUCUCCCCAAGAAAACGACCUAUUGAUGGCACUUCUGAAUUUGAUUCAGCUAUGGGUCAGAUCUUCCAGGUCUUGAUGCAUGUUUCAAGAGAUUUCUUGGCCAAAUCUAGCUCCAGUAUUGCUAUGGAUGAGAGUGAAUUUGAGUUUGCAGAAUAUAUCACUGAAAGUAUGGUCUUUUUGGGGUCUUCAAACUUGCAGUCUGUUGCUGGUGAUGCCGGAAUUGUUUCCUCUUAUCUUCAACAGAUGCUGGGAUUCUUCCAACACUGUAAACUAGCACUACACUGCCAGUCUCUGCUCUUUUGGCUGGCUUUGAUGAGGGAUUUGGUGUCCAAGUCAAAGAUUUUUCCCACCGACAAUACAGUUGAAAAGAGUAAUUCAAGUUCUGGGCAAGCUGAUAUUGAGAAGAAAAAGAUUCUAGCUUUUGUUAAUGAUGACAUCUUUAAUGCAAUACUGGACGCAUCUUUUCAGCGCAUGCUGAAGAAAGAAAAGGUUCAUCCUCACUCAGCUUUUCUGGUUGGGACACUGGAGUUGUGGAGUGACGACUUUGAGGGCAAAGGAGAUUUUGGCCAGUACCGUUCACGACUUUUGGAGCUGAUCCGAUUUGUUGCAUCUGAGAAGCCCCUUAUAGCUGCCACUAAGAUUUCUGAGAGAAUAAAUGCUAUUGUUAAGAGUCUCUUACUUGCCCCAACGCCUGCCCAGGAAUUGGCUACGAUGGAAAGCAUGCAGCUGCCUCUAGAAAAUGUUGCGAUUGCAGUUUUUGAUGGAUCAAAUGAUUUUGGAAGGAUGCCCUCUGAAGUUCAACUUGCUUUGUGCAGGAUAUUUGAAGGUCUACUCCAGCAACUUCUAUCUUUGAAAUGGAUUGAGCCUGCCCUUGUUCAAGUUCUUGGACGCUACUUGGAUGCUUUGGGUCCCUUCCUGAAGCACCAUCCAGAUGCAGCCGGCACUGUAAUCAAUAAACUCUUCGAGCUUUUGACCUCUCUACCACUUAUUGUCAAGGAUCCUUCAGUGAGUGCCGCUCGGCAUGCGAGGUUGCAGAUAUGCACGUCAUUUAUUCGAAUAGCCAAGGCUGCUGACAAAAGCCUCCUUCCACAUAUGAAGGGGAUUGCAGACACAAUGGCAUAUCUGCAGAAGGAGGGUACUUUGCUUCGAGGAGAGCAUAACCUUCUAGCUGAAGCAUUUCUGAUCAUGGCUGCUUCUGCGGGAGUUCAACAGCAGCAACAAGUGUUGGCAUGGUUGCUUGAACCUUUGAGUAAACAGUGGACACAGGUAGAGUGGCAGGAAGCAUAUCUGUCUGAACCUGCAGGCUUAGUCCGUCUCUGUGCAGAGACAUCAUUUAUGUGGUCGCUCUUCCACACAGUGACUUUCUUUGAGAGGGCACUGAAGAGAAGCGGUGUCAGAAAAGGCAAUUUCAACUUGCAAAAUAUUUCAACUGCUUUGCAUCCAAUGGCUUCUCAUAUAUCAUGGAUGUUGCCUCCUCUCCUUAAACUGCUGCGUGCUGUACAUUCUCUUUGGUCUCCAUCUGUUGCUCAAGCAUUACCUGCAGAAGUAAAAGGAGCAAUGAUCAUGAGUGAUGUUGAAAGAACCAGUCUUCUUGGCGAAGGGAGUCUUAGAUUGCCUAGAAGUGCUUUAACAUUUUCUGAUGGCUCUCAGCUUGAUAUGCACAAGGAAGGCCAUUCAGAGCCCACUGAGAUAGAUAUAAGGAAUUGGCUGAAAGGUAUCAGGGACAGUGGGUAUAACGUUCUUGGUUUGUCAGCAACAGUUGAAGAUUCUUUUUUCAAAUAUUUGGACUCCGAUUCCAUUGCUUUAGCAUUGAUGGAAAAUAUACAAUCAAUGGAGUUCAGGCAUAUACGGCAGCUUGUUCACUCAAGUAUCAUUCCAUUAGUGAGGUGCUGUCCUUCAGAUUUGUGGGAGGGAUGGAUGGAAAAGCUUCUGCAUCCGUUACUUUUCCAUAGUCAGCGGGCACUUAGCAGCUCAUGGUCUAGUUUAUUGCAGGAAGGUCAUGCAAAGGUUCCAGAUCUCCAUGGUAUACCAGCAGGGUCAGACUUAAAAGUGGAAGUAAUGGAGGAAAAGCUUCUUCGAGAUCUGACUCGUGAGAUUUGUUCACUCCUUUCUGUUCUUGCUUCAUCAGGACUCAAUUCUGGGCUUCCUUCUCUGGAACAGUCUGGGCAGGUUGCCCGAGUUGAUGUAUCUAAUCUUAAAGGUUUAGAUGCAUUCGUCUCAAGCUCUAUGGUUGGGUUUUUGUUGAACCACAAAAGCCUUGCUCUGCCUGCUUUGCAGAUCAGUUUGGAGGCUUUUAGAUGGACAGAUGCUGAAGCUGUCACAAAAGUUGCCUUCUUCUGCGGAGCCGUCGUUCUUCUUUCAAUUGUAACCAAUAACGCAGACAUUCAAGAGUUUGUUUGUAAACAUUUAUUUUCUGCAAUCAUCCAAGGAUUGGCCCUUGAAUCCAAUGCCAUAAUCAAUGCUGACCUAGUUGGUCUCUGUCGCGAAAUCUUCAUUUAUCUCUCUGAUAGAGACCCUGCUCCUAGGGAGAUUUUGCUUUCUCUUCCUUGCAUUACCCAACAAGAUUUUCUUGCUUUUCAAGAAGCCUUGUCAAAAACAAGUAGUCCCAAGGAGCAGAAGCAGCAUAUGAAGAGCUUCCUGUUAUUAGCUACUGGAAACCAGUUAAAAGCACUAGCUUCUCAGAAAAGUGCAACUGUCAUUUCCAAUGUUUCAGGGAGACCUCGCAAUUUGGGUCCUGCUCCAGAAUCCAACCUCACUGAUGGGGGGGAUGCUAUUGGAUUGGCUGCAAUUAUGUAGGAGAAUUUUUGGACGCGCGAGAUUCUGUACAGAGACGAGUAAACUAACUAGAAAAUCAUACACCAGUCCUGCUGCAGCUGGAAAGCUGGCCUUUGUUUUUGCUCAAGAGGUCUACUGAUCCCCUUUAAAUUUGUCUCGACAAAAGCUUAAUCUCAGCUUGCUAUUGGUAGAUUAUACCAUUUAAAUUCCAAUAUCAUGUAGUUGCUUUGUGUAUAAAUAUGCUGACAGUGUAAGUACUUGUGCAAGUUUGAUUACUGAUGCACAAAAGGGAAUGCCUAUUGCAAGUUGCAUGAACAGCUAGCCAUUGAAACAUCAAUGUUGGAGGACUUGCUCAUUGUUACAAUCAUCAGGAGAAAACAGUAAGCUUGAACCGUAUAAAAUGAAGCUAAUUGUCCGUAGUUGUACA